Molecule: messenger RNA, 6925 nt
Organism: Pundamilia nyererei
Lineage: Eukaryota; Metazoa; Chordata; Actinopteri; Cichliformes; Cichlidae
Gene: mia3
Product: MIA SH3 domain ER export factor 3
Exons: 29
Coding region: 70-5976 (1968 amino acids)
Biological process (GO): endoplasmic reticulum to Golgi vesicle-mediated transport; vesicle cargo loading; protein secretion
Cellular component (GO): endoplasmic reticulum membrane; endoplasmic reticulum exit site
Molecular function (GO): protein binding
Source: RefSeq, a predicted model, not a curated record
CUCCUGCUGCCCAGUGCUCAUGCUCCAGCAGCAGCAGCGGAGUCAAUCCAGUCAACAGAAACUGCCAGCAUGGCAGCAAAACACGUUUACCGACAGGGCUUUUUAUUACUUUUAUUUAACUUUAUGUCAGCCGCAGCCCUGGAGAGAAGGUUCUCCGACAUUAAGAGAUGCGCCGAUAAGGAGUGCAGCAUGCUGCUGUGUCGGGGGAAAGCUGUGAAUGAUUUCUCAGGACCUGAUUGUCGGUUCUUGUCUUUCAAGAAAUCUGAAACCAUCUAUGUAUAUUACAAGCUGUCAGGAAGAAGGCCUGACAUAUGGGCCGGAAGUGUUGGAAGCCACUUUGGCUAUUUCCCAAAAGACCUUCUGGCAGUUAACCACAUUUAUACUGAUAACGAAUAUGAAGUUCCAGCUGAGGAAACAGAUUUUGUCUGUUUUGACACUGGAUUUGACAAGUUUGAUAAUUAUGAUGUAGAUUUGCUCCUUGGCUUGUCAGCAGAGGAGAAUGAUAGCGAAAACAACAAAACAUCUUACCAAGUCCAAGCAGCAGAAGCAAUAGAAACAGGAGAAGAAGUAGCUCAGAGUGAAAAACAAACUGAGCAUCAUGAUAACUUGGAGGAGCUUCCUAAAGCCCCUCAUGAUCAAAGUGCCUCUUCAGCCGUUCUUGAUCAGUCAGCUGAAACACCUUUACAAAACACAAUGGAGUCCAAUGCAGAAGUUGCACGUGAUGCUACAGAAGCUGAAGAGGUUAAGGAAAAACAUGUACCAGAGUCUGUCCCUGAAAACUUGUCAGAAAAGAGUGAAACCAAAGAUACACCCGCAAAAUCGGAAGUGGAGUCUGUGCCCAAAGAUGAUUUUGUUUCAGAAAGCGAACCAGUCUCAUCUUCUGAAGGAGUUCAAAUCCCUGAGUUGAAAACUACCAUUGGUUCAACUUUUGAUGCCAUCGUCACCGAUGAAGAAAUCACAGAGAAAAUUACCACUUAUGAAGAAGAGGAGGAGAGUGUAGACGUGGAAAACCAUCCAGAAAGUGGCACUAAUGUUAAAGAAGAAACUCCACUGUUCUCUUUUUCAGAAGACUCCAUCAACACUCAACCAUCUGUGGAAAUCCCCAAGUUAAAAACGACCCUUGGGACAACUUUGGAUGCUGUGAUCACAGAUGAAGACACCACCAAGAAAGUUACCCCGUAUACAGAGGAGGACAGUGAAGAUGUGGAAGAUCAUCCCGAAAAUAAUAGUGAUACUAAAGAGGAAACUCCACUGCUGUGUUUUUCAGAAGAAUCCGUCAACACUCCAGCAUCUGACUCUAUUAAAAAGCCUGAAACUCCACUGGCGACACCUGAGGAUAAACCAAAGACAGCAGAGGAGAAGAACGUGUGGACAUCACUCGGAGAUGCUGUGUUUUCAGCUGUCACUGGAGUAGACAUAACCACACAAGAAGUGAAUUCAGAAGAAGAGGAAGAUGAUGAUGAGCGAGUGCCAAUCUCUAAGUUAAAAACUACCUUUGGGACAACUUUUGAUGCUGUUGUAACAGAUGAAGAAAGCACCAAGAAAGUUACACCAAAUCCAGAAGACAACAGUGAGGAUGUGGAAGAUCAGCCCAAAAAUGAUAGUGUUACUGAAGAGGAAACCCCACUGCUGUCUUUUUCAGGAGAAUCCUCUAACACUCCAACACCGGAGUCUCCUAGAAAUCCUGAAAGUCUGCCAUUGACACCUGAGGAUAGACCAAAGACAGCAGAGGAGAAGAAUAUGUGGACAUCACUCGGAGACGCUGUGUUUUCAGCUGUCACUGGAGUAGACAUGUCAGCAAAAAAAGUGAAUGAAGAGGAAGAUGAGGACGAGGAAGACGAGGAGGAAGAGGAUGUAAAAACCCGUGAUGAAUCACUCUCGGUAAAAUCCCCAAAGGACCCAGAGAACAUGGAGCCAGUUCUUCAAGAUUCUUUGAAUUCUACAUCUGAUAAUUCUGAUGUGAAUGAAGGCACCAGUGACUCAGAGAAAGUUUUGUCUGAUAAGAAUGAAAAUGAUGUAGAAGUUACUGGACAUAAGGAAACUCAGGAUGAAACCAAAAAAUCAGCAGAGGAUCAAAUAGAGCAUCUAACAGAGGGGAUGAGAAUAUCCACGGAGCCACUGCCACAAGAUAAUAAUUUAGACAACCAUGAGGCUGAAGUAACAUAUAUAAAAACCACACAUGAAGCCACUGAAGACAAAGACGAGCAGGAGGUGCCCAAGGAUUCAGAGAUUACUGAAGACAAAGAUGAGCAGGAGGUGCACAAAGAUCCAGAUGUCACUGAGGAUAAGGCAGCAAUACCAGACAGUAUUACUGCUGCAGAGCAGAAAUUAGACAGUGCAGUGGAUGAAAAAGAAAACAUGACCGAAAGUGAAAAACACCUCGACUUGUCCGCUAAUGAGAGGUCCAGUGACUCAGACCUCAGAGAUGAUGAUAACAUAGUAAAUGACAGCCUGCCUAAUCAGAUACCUGAUGAUUCAAUGACAGAUUUAGGAAGUAAUAACAGUCGAGCAGAAUCACCUGUUGAUGAGCCAGAGAUUCAGGAUGCACUACAUACAAGGGAGAUGAUGGAAGAAGAUGAGACUCCAGAUGCGGAGGAGGGGAACGAUGAAGAGAGAGAAGAAUUACUUGAAGAUGAAAACGCGCUUUUGUUCUCGCAGUCAGACAAAACCUUGCCUGAAACAAGUCCACCUACCGUGUCACCUCCAGAGCCAGAAUACAGCGAAAGCGUAAUGAGAUUGACUCUGCUGUGGGAUCACUUCACAGAGGAGAAGAUGGAGCAGGUCCAAAAGCUUCUGGGUCUAAAAAAUCUCUUCAAACUGGAGGCCAUGUUCAUGGAUCUGGACAUAGAGUUUCAGGCUACCCGUCAGUCACAGACGGGUACUACAGAGGACAUUGAAAAUGCGCUCGAAGGCAUCUUGGAAGCCUCUGAGAACACUAUCUUGGACGAGAUUGAGAAGAUGCUUGAUAGCCGGCACACUAAACACGACUAUGAUCACCAUAUGGACACAAGUAAUUUGGAUGAAGAAACAGAAAUACUGGACGACUUUCAGGAGCUGGCUUUCAGCCUGCGGCAAAAAUAUUCAACAGCCAGUGACAGCACGCCUUUAGCACUAGAACUGUCAUCAGACACUGAGAAAGAUGAACAGGAAUUGAAUGUUAAAGAAGAUGUGCUACACAUUGCUGAGGAAGAAUUGGACAAAAUACCAAAGGCCGAGAGCGAUGACAACCUGACAAUAACGGAUCCUGAAGAAAAGCCAGCUGAGGUUGAAGAGGAACAGCUGGUUAGACCGGACGUUAGUGUAGAGGAAGAUGGUGGACACUUUAAUAAAAACAAAGACAAUCCGCUGAGCUUCAGCACAUCUGAUGAGAUGCAAAAGGUGCCUCAAGCCACCCUGGAAAAUGCCUUCGACAUGAGCCUUGGUGUUGAGGUUGAACACUCACCCUCAGGGUCUAUGGACUCCAUGGAACCAGUGUCCGAAGUGCACGAAGAAGAAGUGGGGUUAUUCUCAACAGGGCUUGUUUACACGGGCUGCAUCCUUGCAAUGAUCACGAAUAAAACUGCAGAGUGGACCACUGUGAUGAUUUCAUUGCUGCCAGAAGAGUGGAAGCCAGGAGAAACUUUGUUUGGCUGUCCUUGGCAAGCUGUUGUCAUCACUGCUUUGGUUGGAGUAUUGACCUUCACCCUCUUCUUCUGGAGGACUGUGCUGGCAAUAAAGAAGAAAGAGUACCUCGUGGAUGAAAAAAGACUCAGAGAGCAAAUCCAGGUGCACAAAAAGGAAAAGGAUGAAGCUCUUGCCAAAAUGGCUCAACUCCAGAAACAGACUGAACAACUGAAAGAAAAUCAAAAACAGUCAAAGGAAACUGUUAGUUGUACAGUGAAAAAGAUGCAAGAGCUAGAGAGUAAAGUCUUACAGGCUGAAACAUUGAAUAAACAGAUGGCCGAGGAAAAGGAUAAAUACGGACAGCUACUGCAGGAAGAGCGGGCAAACACUCUCCAAAAUGAAACAAGAAUUGAGAAAUUGGAGAAGUUAAACGAGAAGCUACAAGCUAACAGGAAAAAGAUUCAGGAAGCGCUCUCUAAGACUACUGUUCUCCUGGAUGAAGCCAAGAUUCGGGAAGAUGCCCGAAACGUUCAACAAAAAUGUCUUGAAAAAGAGUUUGCUGCGUUAAAGGACGAGAACAAAACACUGAAGGUCACCAUUAAAAGCUGGGAGGAAAAACACACAGAGCUUAAUGAGAAGAUUAAAGUCUAUCAGAAGUCCCAGAAAGAACUGGAGGACUCUGUGGUGCUCAAAGAUCACAAUGUGGAGGUGCUGUCUGAACUUCUGUCUGACCUGGAAGCUUGUGAUUUACAAAAAGGUGACACCAAAGUUUUGGCCAAUGGUGAAGUAGCACCUGUGUCUCUUACAGACAAGAAGACGGCCGUAAAGAACAGAAUCAAACAGAUGAUGGAUGUUUCUAGGGUUCAGACCACUCUUGCUGUAGUUGAAGAAGAGCGGGAUCGCUUCAUGACAAAACUACUGAAUGAAGAGAAGUCCAGGAAGGCAAUGGAAGAGCAACACCAGGAGCUUGAACAUGCAAUCUCAACCCUGAAAAGUGAGAAGAGCCACAUUGAAAACCAGUUCAAGAUCCUCCAGCAGAAAAACGAAAUCAUGGUCGAAAUGUAUCAGCAGAAGGAAAAUGCCCUGCAGCAGAAAUUAACGAAGGAGGAGCUGGAGCGGCGCAGCAAAGAGAAUCUGCUGUCGGAGGUUGGAGGGAAAGCUGUUGAAGCUGAGGAGCAGGUUAAAAUUUUAAGGCAGCGCAUUAAUGAGAUGGAGGACCAGAUGAAGAAGACUGAGGAAGUCUACAAAGAGCAGAUCAAAGAGCAGGAGAACAAAACUCACUCAAACUGGGUGAACGCUCGUAAUGCAGAGCGAGCUCUAAACCAAGAGAAGCUCGAAUCAUCAAAGCUUCGUGAAAAAUUGGCUGUACUCACCUCUCAGCUCAAUGAGCGCCGCGCUCCUCUCUUCAGACCAAACUCUGGUCAGCCUGCAGGCCCUCGCCAAGGUGACUCAUACGGGCCCUCUCCUGUGAGUGGGGGUGCACCAUCCCCACCUAUAAUGAUUGAGGGUCCCAGGCGUCCUCCUUCUGCCCCAGUUGCACGGAGAAUUGACCCGUUUGGUCCUCGCCCUCCAUCAGAUCCCCAUGGUCGUUACCCUGAAAAACACAUCUCUGGGAUGGACAUGAUGGGCCCACGUAGCUCAUCUCCAGCCAACUUGGAUGCAUCUACGCAAGCAGUAGAUCCACAGAUAAAAACAGAGACUAAGGCUGAGGUCACCACAGAGAAUCCAGAGGCAGGUCCAGGAUCCUUCAUAGCAUCACCAAUCAGGGACUCACCUGGACCCAUGGUCCACGGACCUCCACCUGGUCCUGCACCCUAUGAUCCAAUGCUCCCUCCUGGCCGUCUGCCACCACCCAUAGCUUACAGACCAGCGCGACCUGGCCCAUAUCACCUCCCACCUGGCCCUCCUCUUCUUCAAGGUCCUCCCCUACCAGCUAAUGGACACCCAGGUAUGCCCCUGCCUGGACCAAUGGGAGGAGAGUUUGGACCCCCCAAUGGACUUGCAAUUCCCCCCAGGCAAGGCCCUGGCCCAGGCAUUGAUCCCCGGGGUCCGCUCCCACCGCAAUUCCGUCCCCCUCCACCUCAUCACUUUGGACCGAUGCCUCCUCCACAUGGUGUCCGUGGGCCCAUGGGACCUCGUCCACCCUUCCCUCCUGACAUGCGCUUCCCAUUACCACGUGACCACCCUGGCCAACCUGUGGACCUGCCUCUAGGUGCCCCGCCUCAUCCAGCACAUCCUGGUGAUGCUUAUGGCCCGCCUGCACCCAAUGCCCUCCAGAACUCUGUAGCCGCUCACAGCGUCCCCAGACAAGACCUGCACAUGAAGCAGGAGGCCCCUCAGGACUCAGCCAGGCCAGAAAUGGUCAAGCCUUAAAUAUGCCACCAGCUAUGGCAGAGGACUCAAACACCCCCGUUAACUAAACCUGUCACAAUAACAACCCAGAUCCAGUACAAACAAAGAUCAUGAUUAUUUUCAUAGUCCAGAUGCAAAUGUUCUUACAGCGAGGCCCGCAGAUUAAAGAAUGAUCAGUUAUGUCUGAAAUGUGAGCUGAAAGGGUUGCCACUUUUCUAAACAGCCUGUGCAAUAACACUUCGUUUUAUGCCAGAUUUUCAUUUGUGUUGAUCUUUAAGAAAAUUAUAUAGCUAUGAUUUUUAAAGGGGCAGUUUUUUUAAAAAAAAAAGUCAUUUCCUGUGGAAAUUGUUUUUUAAAAUGGAGAAACAGGAGGGAGGUUUAGCUUCUAGCAUUUCAGGAAUACCAUGAUUUUUCCCAAAGCUCUUGCUUUACGUACAAAUUUCAAAGCAAAUGUGUAAUUUGACGGCCAGAUGUAUAACUUAUUUUACUAUGUUGGUAGAACUUUUAUUAAUAAAGAAUAUAAAAGCUGUGUGUGGUACGUUAAUACUGAGGAUGUUUUUUGUAGGGUGUGCAAUGAAGAAUAUAUGUGAAGAAAUAAGGCGUACAUCUGUGCUGUUAUACAAACAUGUUGGUCCGAAAGCUGCAGUUUCGUAUUUGCUGUCUACUGCUCAGUGAUUGUGCUGUUGGUGGGACAAGGACAAAAAAGCUGCUGGGUUAAUCUGAUUUGCUGAGCUGGGAAGUCGUUCCACCAACAUGUUAAUGUGCUUUUAAGUCAGAAUGUGAAAACGUACAGAGACAAUGUGUUUGCAUUUUUAUUGCUCAGAGUGAUGAUGACAGUUUUUGUUAUUUAAUUACCUGGGGUUUCUUUUUCUGGUUUACAGCUAAAAUGUAACUUUUGUAGCUAAUCCAGGUCCCUCUAUGUGGAGGGAAAGUGUUAGAACAGAAUGCCAUAAUUCAAAUUAAAAAUGAG